This is a messenger RNA of Sorghum bicolor (sorghum), 997 nucleotides long. RefSeq names its product WUSCHEL-related homeobox 4. The transcript is spliced from 3 exons. Bases 71 to 808 code for a protein of 245 amino acids. Gene Ontology annotation, molecular function: DNA binding; DNA-binding transcription factor activity. The record is from RefSeq and is a predicted model, not a curated record. NCBI's taxonomy places the organism in Eukaryota, Viridiplantae, Streptophyta, Magnoliopsida, Poales, Poaceae. Gene Ontology annotation, cellular component: nucleus. Gene Ontology annotation, biological process: cell division; phloem or xylem histogenesis; procambium histogenesis.
UCGAUCUGCUACGACAUCGAUCUCUACAAAGUUAUUUGAAACGUAGCUAGCUACAAAUAAGUUUAUUGACAUGAGGCUUCACCAUCUCCAUGUGGCUUACUUGGACAAAGCGGCGGCAGGCUCGCCGCCGCCGUCGUCUCCACCAUCCAUCUCACUAGUAGCAUCUCAGAGCUCAUCUGCUGCCAUCCCUCUGGCCCUCCAGCAAUAUUGUCUGCGCCCGCUUGCGCCCAAGAUCUCCUUCCCUGAGGCGAGGAAGAUGGUCGUCCUUCCUGAGUUUGCUCGCGUCAGGAAUGCUUCUUCGAGGCUGCUAAACUGCACGGUGCAAGUGCCGACGGCGGGUGGCACGACGCGGUGGAACCCGUCGCCGGAUCAGAUAAGGGUGCUGGAGAUGCUUUACCGCGGGGGGAUGCGCACGCCCAACUCGUUCCAGAUCGAGCAGAUCACGGAGGAGCUCGGCAAGUACGGCCGAAUCGAGGGCAAGAACGUCUUCUACUGGUUCCAGAACCACAAAGCCCGCGAGCGCCAGAAGCAGAAGCGAGCUGCCCUCCUCACCCUUAGCACCACCGCCACUUCCACGCUGCUACCAUUAUCACCAGCAGCUGCUGAAACCAAAGAUGGAGUUGAGACGAAAAAGGAAGAAGCGUGUGAAGAUGCAUCGAGCCGCAAGCGGAGGUGCAGGACCUGGGAUGGCGAUGUCGUCCAUGGUGGCGGCGGCGACGAUGCCGCUAAGGAGGUAGCUGACGACUACUACACCGAUGAUGUGACCCUGGAGCUCUUCCCGUUGCGUCCUCAAGGGAAAGCUAGCUAGCAAGCGUGCUCGAUCCAUAUGUCUUUGGUUGUUCCAUACAUGUUCUCGAUCCUGCUAGCUGGAUUGUGUGGGUUGUUCGAUCGUGUGAACACUUAGUAGUUGGCGUUGCAUCCACAUGUGAUUUGUAUUGUAGUAGGGCAUGCUUGGAUUGCUUAAACGUAUAUGCAUCGUGUGACCUGAGUGGUCAAA